UCCUAGGAGAGCCGGACUAACCGAAGCCAGGCGAACGGCAAGGAAAGGUACAAAAGAGAGGCUGGCGUUUGGAGCUCCAGUCCGGGCGAAAGGGGGCCGGGGGACCUGGAUGGGAGACCUCCCUUUGCUCCCCUUCCCCCGCCUCUGUCUCACGAGAGCAGGAGCUUCGCCCCCCUGAGAGGUUUGGGAUGGACUUGAACGAGGGGCGCAGCGCCUCCAGCCCCCUUCUGUCCUAGAGGGAGCCACCCCACCCUCAGCCGCCCCAGUCUGGAAGGCAACGAGCAAAGUGGCCCUCGGCAGAUCCCUGGUGGCCAGAAGGGGAGCCGGGUCGCAGCAGCGAGCGCAUCUCUCGCCCCGUCCCUCGGAGAACAUGACCAAGGCGAGGAGGCUCCCCGGGAACGCGUUGCCGUGCGCGUCGAUCUCUUUGCUGUGGGUCGGGACGCUGGUUUGCCUCACCGAUGCCAAGGGGACCUAUUACCGCCACCCGGUGUCCGUCCCUUACGGCAACCGCUUCAACCUCUAUACCUCAGGAUCUAGCCCCCAGCUUACUCCGAGCAAGCCCAUGGGGAGACACAAGAACUACUGUGCAUAUGUGGUGCAGAAGAACGUGACGUGCACCCUUCAGGAUGGGGCAGAGAGCUAUGUGAAAGCUGAAUAUCACAAGUGCAGCUGGGGACCCAAAUGUCCUGGGAAAAUCUUGUAUCACACUUUCUUCAGACCCAGAUACAAAAUUGGAUACAAGACUGUGACUGAAUUAGUAUGGAGAUGCUGCCCAGGCCUCAUGGGAGAGGGAUGCCAUGACAGUCCAACUGACCAGCCAGGGCUCCUGCCCCAGCACCCCAGUCCCAAGAUGCCUCCCACUCAAAAGAUGUUCCCAGGUUCUAGAGUUCCUCCUCACCCCAAAAUACAUGCGGAUCCAUUUCCAGGACCAAAGAAAAAUCAUUACGGUAGAAAAAUGCCUGGUUUAAUGGGAGAGAGACUUGACCAUCUUGAGGAGGAAGUCAGGCGUCUCUCACAGUCCUAUGACAACCUGCACAGUAUGGUGAGUGGCUUGGGAGACCACUUACGACUGGCCAUCCAGGAAGACACCAGUAAGAUGAUUGGAUCCUUGAUGAACAGCCCAAGCGUGCCUGAUUCAACCAUGGGAUUUGGGGUCAUUCCCGAUGGGAUAGUAGAUGCAGCAGACAAAGCUGACCUCUCCCCUUAUCCACCAGUGGGCGAAAUCCUAAGCAAAGUGACUGAGGUGAGUGAUGUACUAAAAACCAAGACUGGUCUGCUGGAUGAAGUGCACGGCAUGGUACUUGACCACGAUGGACAGAUCAAGCAUCUUCUGGAAUCAGCCCGGCCAUCACCCCUCACCUCCAUUGAUAUGCUUGAAGAGUAUGUGGACAGCAGGCUCAGCAACCUCCGGGUAGAAUUGCUGGAUGGCUUUGAGAAGAAACUGGUGAACAUCCAGAACACGUGCGAUUAUCGAAUCAAGGAAGUACAAGAGCAGUGUGAAGAAGAGAAAGCGGCCAACCUGCGCCUUCAACAGACCCUAGAUGGCAAAGAGCUAGAGAUCAAGAAGGAGAUUUCUCAGCUGGAAACCCAGAUCCAAGGGCUUACAGUGGUGGAAAGCUGCUGCAGCAACCUGAACUACCUCACCAAACGGAUGGACAUCCUUGAGAAAGGGCUACACAGCAUAUCUGAGUCUCAGAAGAAUCUACACUCCAGGAUGGACAAUGAACUUUCUACAGUCACCUUGGGGAGCCUCUUUGAAGGGCGUUUUGAGGACUUUGAGAGCAGACUGAAUAUUUCAGAGAGGGAAACAGGAAGUUGUUGCUCUAUUGUGGAGGAUUCUAUGAGAGGCCUGCUGGGGUCAGAGCUGGAUGGCACAAGGGCCUUGUUUGAUGAUAAAAUGAGAACGUUGGAAGACAGGUUCAUGACCAUUGUAGGAGAAGUGAACAACAUCAGCUCCACAGUGGGAGUGGAUGGAGCCAUGAUGCCAUUUCUAGAGGGAGAGCUUGCUACUGCGAGGAAGGAAACCAAUGAGCAGCUGGAGAUUCUUCAGAGUAGGAUGAUCACCUUGGAGAGCACAUGCUCACUGGGAUGCACGUCUACUUCAAAAGACGUAGAGAUCUUCCGUACGGAGAUUGAAGACUGCCAAAGCAAGAACCAGGAUCUGCUGCUUCGGAUGGACAGCAACUCAGACCUGCUGAGGAAGCUGAAUGCUACCAUUCUGGAGAUCCAGAGGCGAAUCGAGGAAGAGGCAGCCGGAGCCUUGCAAGGAGAGAUCACACUUCUGAAGAUAAAUUUGAAUACAAUGAGCAAAUCCCUCACAGGACUGAAAGAUUCGGUUUCCCAGUACUCAGACACGGUGCUGCAUGUCAACUCGUCUUUAGAUGAGCGAGAACGCAAGAUAGAGGAUGAGGUCUUUUCCAUACAAGAGAAGAUCAGUGACCAAGGCUCCCAACUACUGUUCAGCAACAGGCGUGUCCUAAACCUAAAAGGGGAUCUUGAGAGACUCAAGUCCAGGAUCAUCAGUGACCUCGGCAACUGCAAAAAUGUGGCUCAUAACCUGCAGAAGGAAGUGCUCCAGUUUGACGAACGUGUGGCUCAGGUAGAGGACAUGUGCGGCAGGCUCAGUGUGGUAACAGGAAGCUUGGACCGCAUCCGAAAUGAAUUGGAGAACAAUGCGGGGACUAUGUGGGGCUAUAUGGACCAUAUGAAUAAAACCUUAUCUGGCCACUCUCAGGAAAUAACCAUACUCAAGGACAACUUGUUGGAUUGCCAAGCGAAGGUCACAGAAUUAGCUGAAGACAUUGGCGUUUUAGAAGGCAAGCUGCAAAACCGGCGCCAUUAGCUACAGCAAACGUGUCUUGAAGUUCAACUAACUUAUACCAUGCAGAUUCCAAUGUGAUAUCAGGAAUUGUUUGGGGGUGGGUUUUUUAAAAAAAAUCAAGAGGAGAAGGGAAGGUUACACAAAAGUUAAAAGCUGCUAUAAGUCUCUCGUUUCACUCUAAAGAGUGGCAGUAUUCGCUACAGCCAAAGCUGUACAUCUGCCAUUACUGUAGUCUCUUGUGGACAUUUAGCAGCUGUACUAUGUAGCAAAAAGUGCCUUCCUAUAGUUGGGGUCAUGUUUGGGUUACAUUUCAGAACAUUGUUUAAUUCAGGAAGAAACUGGAGACAGACCUGUCUAAUGGAUUCUCUGCUUGGGGAAUAAUUAAAACUCUGGUAUUUAAGAGCUGAAACAGUGAAAAUCAGUUCCUACAGACUAUGUGAAUAUACUGGAAGCUAUGAUCCGGUUCAGGGGCCAUUCAAAGCAAUAUCACAAUUUAUGAGCAGACUGAUUUAAAACAAAGACUUGUUGUUGUUGUUGUUGUUGUUGUUCCAUUUUGUACAAAAAAUACAAAACCUGGACUGGAA
This is a messenger RNA of Sphaerodactylus townsendi, 3405 nucleotides long. It is a transcript of the gene EMILIN3, whose product is annotated as elastin microfibril interfacer 3. Gene Ontology annotation, cellular component: extracellular matrix. NCBI's taxonomy places the organism in Eukaryota, Metazoa, Chordata, Lepidosauria, Squamata, Sphaerodactylidae. The record is from RefSeq and is a predicted model, not a curated record. The transcript is spliced from 4 exons. Gene Ontology annotation, molecular function: protein binding. Bases 371 to 2842 code for a protein of 823 amino acids.